AAUUUCCAUGGAUCUAUGACAAACUCCUCACUCUUUGCAUCAUUUCUCUUUUGUAUGUGUAUCCAGACCUCAGUCAACAAUGUCACAACUCCGGCCCCAGCCACAGGACCGGUCACCCAGCUGGUCAGUGCACCAGUGGCCCCGGCCGCCACCGUUCGACCAGCUACGGCAAGUGAGGUCAUCCAGCAGCUGGUCCAGAAGGAACAGCAGAAGCAGCUCCAGAACAAGACCAUUGCCCAGUUGGCACUGAUACUGCAGUUACAGCAACAACAGCAACAGCAGCAGGUUCAGCAACAGUCUCAACAGCCCUUGGUCAUGUCUACUCUGCAGACUACUACACAACCACAGAUCACAAACCAGUUGCAGCAGCAGAAGGUCGCAUCUGUUUCCCAACAGCGACAGCCUAUGCAGCAGAAGGUCAUUCCGUUGUCCCUUCAGAAAACGACCAUCCCGAAUGUCCAAGUAAUCAAACAGGAGACCAAACCCACUGUCACCACAGUCCCACAGCUGGUCAUCCAAACUUCACAAAAUGGCAACGUUGGGAACGUUGCCAUUGUUGGCUCCACCAUGGCAACCGUCUCCAGUCCGAUGAUUAAGUCCACAGAGUCCACCACCACCACGAACUCCGUGUCCAAGAUUGCCAUCCCACCUCUCUCCUCCUCGCCUAAUGGGGGCGCCAUGCAUAUGGGAAAGAAGCCUGAGAAACGCAAGUCCCACAAUGCCAUCGAACAACGCUACCGGAAGAGCAUCAAUGGCAGGAUUGAGGAUCUCAAAGUCAUGCUAUUCAAAGAGAAUAAGAAGGUAUCAAAGUCACACACACUUCAGAAGGCAAUAGAUCAUCUAGUUGGUCUGAGGAAGAUGUGUCAGACUCUCAAGCAGGAAAACAUCAAUCUUAAAGCAGAACUUGACAAAUACAAAGGAAUAACCACAGUAACCGAUGUGAAGGAGCCUCUGACCCCACCAUCAUCCUUCACAAACUCACCCGACCACUGCUACGUCUCAGGCAGCGAGCCCGACUCUCCAUACUCCGCUCCAGACUCACCCAUGGACAUGUCGCCACCAAGUCCGGUCCACUCCGCUCCGUCAGGGGGUCUGCUUGAUAGGACGAGACUAGUCCUCUGUGUGUUCAUGUUCUCUAUCCUUGCCUUCAAUCCGUUUGGAUUCCUCAUCAACAAGGGCUUUGAGAGCUUUGUGGUUGGCAGCGGGACUGGGUUCGGAGGCGACUCCAUGGUCGCAGGAGGCAGGAAGCUGAUGGGAGAAGAAGGAGGGAGUGGCGUUGAGACAAGGGUCCUCUCCUUGAUCUGGCAGGUUGUACCUUCUCUCUUGGUUUGGUUGAUGAACGGAACCAUCAUAGCGACGGUCCUCAUAACAAUGCUGUAUGGCGACAAGACGGCCAAGAGUUCAUCAGUCAAUAUCACAGCCUAUUGGAGAUACAGGACUCAGGCUGAGCAGGAGAUAAUGAAGGGUAACAUUGCCCAGGCUCUGAAUCAGCUCUUCCACUGCUUUGCUGCUCUCGGUCGCAACCAUCCUCUGGGGAUGCUGGAGUACUACACCUCUUUCGUCUGGAACCUCCUCAGCUUCCCUCUCAACCUCAUCUUCAAGGGCCGUGGGAUCGGUGCCCGGCUCUCCAGGCCGAAGGCGGACAAGCAGAAGGAUGGGGAAUACCCCGUUGGGCAGACCACUGCAAGAGACAUUGCCAAGACAUACCACCACAUUGUCCAGCUCUUCUUGACAGCUAAUUUUUCUCUUGGUGUACCGCGAGCCUUCUACAUGGGUAUGUGCAGCAUCAACCACGCUGAGAGGGCCAGGGAUGCUAUGAGUGCGAUAGAACGGGCUGAGAUCUAUGCCACCGUAGGGGUGCUGAUCAGAACCAAGUUCUCUAAAUCACUCCAAUGGCUGGCGAGCCCAGUGUUCUAUCGAGUGCGGUUCAUCCUGAAUCGAUCCAAGAGCCCCACUCCACCUAUUCUGAAUUGGACCUUGGUUGCUUUCUCCCAUCACUUCAGACACCAUGAUACCGUCCCAACCUCUUGGCAGGGACCAAGCUACUUUACCUCCAUCACAGAGAAACGUAACCCAUUGGUAGUAGUAUCCCAGCACCUGAGGGAGCAUAUGAUACACAAUGCACUCCGAGGUAUCUUAGCCCUGCAACCAGUACAUGACUCACACAAGACCAAGACAAGUGUCAAUGAAGAUUUCCUGAUGCAGCUGAACAGGCUGAGCAUUUCUCUUGACGAGGCUUCCAGCUUCUAUCAGCAGAAUGUAGAUAUGACCUCCAACCUUCAGGCCAGGAAUGAGUAUGAUCCAGUCGCUCGUUGGUGGGUUAACCUGCUUUUUGCGGCAGCCUACUGGCACAUUGGUGAGGAAGACAAGGCGGAGACAUACAUAAACUGCAUCGACUCUCUGCCUCCCCAGCUCCAGAAAGAAUGCUUCCCUCUGGCAGCCCUGCAAGCCUGCAAGGCGCGACUUGCCUUCCUCUCAGCUGCUCACAACGACAUACCUGAUGAUUGUAUGAGGAUGUCUGACCUAGCAAGCAGCAACCUUGUACGGAGCUUGGAUGCCUGCUACUCAGCGGAUAGCUCCAUCAUGCUCGUCCAGCUCCUGGUCGUCGACUGGCUGCUGUCGACCCGCUCUGCGAUGUGGCAGAGACGCCAGCAGGGCUCCCCGUCCACCGUUACAGCUACAAAGAAUGAAUUGUCAUCCUUCCACCAAGACCUCACCACACUCAGGAAGCUGGCCAGUGAACUGCCGGACGUCGGGUCAAAGGUUACCCUGUAUGAAGCCAUCGGCCGGUUGAUGGCAGGCGCCAACCCCGUCCGGACGCAGGUCCUUCUUGACCAGAACCUGAGAAAGAGGAACACAGAUCCCAAACAAAGAGAUUUGGAGGUAGAGAGCAGGACGACGGAGCACGACCGUGCCCAGUCACUACUGAUGAAGAGCUGUUACCUCUACUCCACCAUGCCAUCUGAUACCGCAGAGCGUAAGAACCUCCUCAACGACGCGGUGCGCUCACUCGAGAAGAUCGGCGAUCACCGUGGCAUGCAGUGCUGUCAGCAAAUGCUACAGUCGUUGCAGAAGUCCGGCCCAGCGCAACCCACGAAUACUUCAGUCACAACGGCUUGUUGUUAAAACCUUAAACUUACUCCUUUUGUACAUGUGGUACUUCUGUCAUACCCAUGAAGCAGACGCCAGACCGAUCAAAGAUAUUACAUUAUCAUCUAUAUAGAGUGUUCUAGCGAUGCAUCAAACACGUGUAUUUUGGUCAGCAUCAAUUGCACAUGCAGUAUCACAGCGUAUCCCUAAAAAGGACCGAUAUCCGACGAAUAUCCCAUAGACUCCUGUACAAAAUUUGCUAUUGAAUAUGAGAGCUUAUUCAACAGUUUGGGGCGCGUACGCGAAUGCGUGAAAUAUACAACGCAUACAACAAUGAAAGCAAUGCGGUGUGCAGCUAGAGCACAACUACGCUCAAUGACGUCAUAAUGAACUACAUGCAAGUUGCAUGUCAACGAUCAAAUUUGAUCUUAUGAAGUGAUGAUGCCAUUAUGUGAUAAGUGAUAUGACUUGUUUAAUCAAAUUUCUCCCUCUUUUUGAUUGCCAGGGGUGGGAUAGAUGAUAAUAAUUAUAUUGGAUGGCGUUAUUUCAUGAAAUACCAGAAAUAUUCCACUUGUUAGGGCCAAUAUUUUCCCGAACUCUUGGAAUAUUUCUUUUAUUCCAUUCUGAGCCAUCCAAUAUAAUAUAAUUAUUUUGAAAGGCAUAUCAAUCGUUGGUUUGGAGUCAGCUUCAUUGAUGGGACUGUAACAUAAAUGCAGAUGCUCAAUAUAAAAAUGUUUCAAACUUCAAUCUGUUUGCAGUUAAUUGUAUUUAUCGAAAAUGAUGUGGCUAUUGCUUCGCUCGUGUUUCAAACUUUGUCACCCUGUUAUGCAUGAGCCAGCAGUCUGCCAGCCACAUACAGCGAGUAUGCCUAUCAUAAGAUCUUUUUAAUGGUAUGAUGGUAUGUUAAAACCUUUAACGUGGAUAGCUCAAUGUAUGAACAUCCGCUUUAUCUGUAAAGCUCAGCCAAUUCCUAUUUUACCUAAAGCAGGCCUUCUUUAUUUGUAGGAAAGAUUAAAAAGUAGCUGGAACACUAUAGUGAUCUUGUCUUUAACAGUGAUCGAUGUCUAAAGCACAGUAGCAUUCAUAUCCUUUGUUUUGUUCACUGUAAUCAUAAACGUCAAAUUUAUGAGGUGAAAAAAGUAUAAAUAAACAUAUAUAUCUGGAAUGACAAGCAUUUUAAUUCAUGCUUUGAUUGGAUAAAAGUCAAAUCUUUUGAUUAAGGAUUGUUGUGAAUAGUUAUAUAUUUUGUAAUAUAUUUUGAUCUUUCAUUCACUUAUCUGUAAAAUUCCAAGGAGUUAUUUCAUGAAGCUGUUUCAUAAGUCAUGCUUGAGUUAAAGGAGAAUGAAUCCUUCAGAACAAGAUAGCUUGUGUGAAAACAGAAAAUCAAAGAAACAGAUCAACGAAAGUUUGAGAAAAAUCGGAAAAAUAAUGAGAAGGUUAUGAGCAUUUGAAUAUUGCGAUCACUAAUGCUAUGGAGAUCCUCAAAUUGGCAAUGCGACAAAGAUGUGUGAUGUCACUUGUGAACAUCUCUCCCCAUUACAUUAGUAUAUAUUUAUCAUAUGACGUAUGAUGGUGCUGCUCACAUCUGACUCUCCGUAUCAAAACUUCAUCUUAUCAAUCUAUAGCCCUAGUAUUCUUUGAAGCAUUCUACCAAAAUGUGUAUGUUUCUCUUUUUUUCCACUCUUUAAUUAUAAUCGACCUUGGUCAUGGACUCAAGGUUAACUUCUCCUUUGCUACCAGUAUUGCAAAAUUUUAUUCAAACUGUUAUAAAUUCCAUAUUCAUUUUCACUGUACAAGUGAAAUUAAGUUUUGGGGCAAGCAAGAUAAUAUUAUUUUGUAGAGCCAUGAAUUGUACACAAAAUCAUGUUGGAGUAAUUGGUCUCAAAUUAUGUUAGAGAUUCAAGUAAAUAGGUCAUGAAAUGUAUACUGUUAAGUGUUAUGCAGUUAAUGUUAUUUGUAAUACCCUUGCCCUUACGGUGAAAUUAAAUGUAAGUUCAUAAUAAAACCUUAUGUAAAUAUGUAUAUAAUAUGUAUAAAUUGACUUUGCAUUCAUCAUAUAUAAUUUUUCAAAAGUUAUGAUUUUUAAUGGGAGAACCAAAUAUCCUUGUAUAUCAAACAGUUAAAUUGCAGGAAAUGCAUGAUAAUUCACAUUUUGUUUCCUUCAUGGAGAAAGAAACCAGGGGGAAAGUCACUUUAAUAUAGUUUAUUUUACCAUUUAUCCUGAAAUAGUUAUUUUGUGGUCAAGAAAGUUUUAGUCAUAGCAUAUUGAUAGUGUUCCUUUAUAGUUAUAUUUUAGCAAUGCAUGUAAAUAAGUAAUCAGCAUAAUUUAAUCAAGUUUUGUAAAGCGGGUUAAUAUUCUCAUAAAUGUGUGUUUCUUUGAAUAAAGUAAUCUGUAAAAUUAUCAAAUGCUUUAAUUUUUAUCCUAAUUGCUGUUUUCAACUGACUACUGCAUUGAGCAAGUGGAAGAGUUCAAUAACCUAGCAAUAACGUAAUUCCUCGUAAGAGCAAGCAGAAAAGACAAAAUUUAAAAUUCCUUUAAGGACGUUCCACUGUUAUGUUUGUGCGCAUCAUGAUCUGCGCAUAUUUUACACUCUGCGCGCUGACGUCACAAUGGAUGAACUGGCGAUUUAAUCAGCUGUAGGUAAUGUGAGCUGAUUUUUUUUCCUUAUCUGCAUGCACUAACUGCAGAUCUGAUGUGUUAUUUUAUGAAGCUAAUAAACUGGAAUUAUUCCAUGGACCAUUUUUUCUAUUCCUCUACAAUUUCAAAAUAGUUUCUCUGUAGUGCUGCAAAGUAUGAUGAAUAUGAUCCCGAGUUUUGAAUAAAUGGAAAAGUGGUUCGGAAUUUUCCCUCACAUAGAUACUGCUUUUGGCGCGUUUUCGGGUGUUUUAAGAAGCAAAUUUUCUCUAAUAAGAGUGCUGAUAGAAAUCAAGCACAUGAACACAUAUUUUUUAAUGUUUGCCCCUCUUAGGUAUACCUUCCUGUACAUCUUUGCAAAGUUUGGUGAAAAUGACAUGGGUUUUGAAUAAAGUGCAGCAUUUCUUUUACUUCUCAA
Molecule: messenger RNA, 6143 nt
Organism: Lytechinus pictus (painted urchin)
Lineage: Eukaryota; Metazoa; Echinodermata; Echinoidea; Temnopleuroida; Toxopneustidae
Product: sterol regulatory element-binding protein 1-like
Exons: 15
Coding region: 16-3126 (1036 amino acids)
Biological process (GO): regulation of transcription by RNA polymerase II
Cellular component (GO): nucleus
Molecular function (GO): RNA polymerase II cis-regulatory region sequence-specific DNA binding; DNA-binding transcription factor activity, RNA polymerase II-specific; protein dimerization activity
Source: RefSeq, a predicted model, not a curated record